CUGUGUUAUAAAACAGACGUUUGAAAACCUGCUUGUUGAAUGUUUAUUCUUUCUGUGGUUGGUUACUUGGUUUGAGCUGAAGAGGAUUUACCCCUUCCUUCAUUGCAUUCAUGCAGAUUUUUUUUCAACACCAGGAGGUGGGGACUCUGCUAUGAACCAGUCUGAGGACAAGGAGGAGGCGGGAGGCCCUCCAUCUAAAUCCAUACUGAAUGUGGAACAUGUGGGCCAACCUAAAGCUCUGAGCAAAGAUCAAAGGCUCUCUUCAUGCUCUACUCCACCUGGACCUGAUCCUAGCCAUUUGUCUGUGAAGAAAAUACAGAUGAUGUUUGAAUCUACUGAGUACAACAAAGGACACCAGUCUGACCAUAAAAGAUCUGAACAUGGAUCUACCUCUAGUGGUGUGUCUUUCAAGAGUGACAUGUCUAAGAGUAAACUUAUAAACCUAAAGGAUCGACAGCCCUCUCCUAGUCAACGAUCUGAACCUGGAUCUGCUUCUAGUGGUGUGUCUCUCAAGAGUGACAUGUCUAAGGGUAAACUUAUAAACUUGAAGGAUCGACAGCCCUCUCCUAGUCAAAGAUCUGAACCUGGAUCUGCUUCUAGUGGUGUGUCUUUCAAGAGUGACAUGUCUAAGAGUAAACUUAUAAACUUAAAGGAUCGACAGCCCUCUCCUGGUCAAAGGUAAGGAUGUAAAUUAUCCUUCACUCAUGAGGUUAAAACUUUCCUACAUCUUAAUCCAUAUUCUUCACUUGCCAUCCAAAUAUCAUCUCAAUACUGAUCUGAACCUGGAUCUGCCUCUAGUGGUGUGUCUCUCAAGAGUGACAUGUCUAAGAGUAAACUUAUAAACUUAAAGGAUCGACAGCCCUCUCCUGGUCAACAAUCUGAACCUGGAUCUGCUUCUAGUGGUGUGUCGAAGGAUCGACAGCCCUCUCCUGGUCAAAGACCAAAGGAUCCCAUUAUUCAACAAAGGCUGGAUUCCAUAUUUAUGGCUCUAGAGAAGAACAUUGCCUGUUUUGUGAAGAGUGAGCUGAAGAAGAUCCAAAAAGUUCUAUGUCUAGAUUACCCAGAAUGCUUUGAGAGUCAGAUGGAAAAGGAUGAAGUGUUGGAAGGUGAAGAGGAGGAGCAGUGGAGGAAUAGCAGAGAGGCACUUCUGAAGAUCACUCUUGACUUCUUGAGGAGAAUGAAGCAGGAGGAGCUGGCUGACUGUCUGCAGAACAGAACUGCUGCUGCCAAGUGCAAACAUGAACUAAAGUCUAACCUGGAGGACAAGUUUCAAUUUCUGCAUGAGGGGAUUCCUUAUGUAGGAAACCAUAGACGUAAUGUAGAUCUGAAUCAGAUCUACACAGAGCUCUACAUCACAUUAGGAGACAGUGGAGAGGUCAAUGAUGAACACGAGGUCAGACAGAUCGAAACAACAUCCAGGAAACCAGAUAGACCAGAAAUAACCAUCAAAGAAGAAGACCUCUUUAGAGGCAUACCUGGAAGAGAUGAACCAAUCAGAACAGUGAUGACAAAGGGCGUGGCUGGCAUUGGGAAAACAGUCUUAACACAGAAGUUCACUCUGGACUGGGCUGAAGGCAAAGCCAACCAGGACAUCCAGUUCACAUUCCCAUUCACUUUCAGAGAGCUGAAUGUGCUGAAAGAGAAAAAGUUAAGCUUAGUGGAGCUUGUUCACCUCUUUUUUAAUGAAACCAAAGAAGCAGGACUCUGCAGGUUUGAAGAGUUCCAGGUGGUGUUCAUCUUUGAUGGUCUGGAUGAGUGUCGACUUCCUCUGGACUUCCACAACAGUGAGAUUGUGACUGAUGUCAAAGAGUCCAUCUCAGUGGAUGUGCUGCUGACAAACCUCAUCAGGGGGAAACUGCUUCCAUCUGCUCGCCUCUGGAUAACCACACGACCUGCAGCAGCCAAUCAGAUCCCUCCUGAGUGUGUUGACAUGGUGACAGAGGUCAGAGGGUUCACUGACCCUCAGAAGGAGGAGUACUUCAAGAAGAGAUUCAGAGAUGAGGAGCAGGCCAACAGAAUCAUCUCCCACAUCAAGAUAUCCAGAAGCCUCCACAUCAUGUGCCACAUCCCAGUCUUCUGCUGGAUCACUGCUACAGUCCUGGAGGAUGUGCUGAAGACCAGAGAGGGAGGAGAGCUGCCCAAGACCCUGACUGAGAUGUUCAUCCACUUCCUGGUGGUUCAGACCAAAAGGAAGAACAUCAAGUAUGAUGGAGGAGCUGAGACUGAUCCACUCUGGGAUCCAGAGAGCAGGAAGAUGAUUGAGGCUCUGGCUGAUCUGGCUUUUGAGCAGCUGCAGAAAGGAAACCUGAUCUUCUAUGAACCAGACCUGAUGGAGUGUGGCAUCAAUAUCAAAGAAGCCUCGGUGUACUCAGGAGUGUUCACACAGAUCUUCAGAGAGGAGAGAGGACUGUACCAGGACAAGGUGUUCUGCUUCAUCCAUCUGAGCGUUCAGGAGUUUCUGGCUGCUCUUCAUGUCCAUCAGACCUUCAUCAACUCUGGAGUCAACCUGAUGGCAGAAGAACAAACUCCAUCACUGACCCCUAAAAUAGUUGGUUACAACAAUGAGCUGAACCACCUCCAUCAGAGUGGUGUUAACCGGGCCUUGAAGAGUCCAAAUGGACACCUUGACUUGUUCCUCCGUUUCCUCCUGGGUCUUUCACUACAGACUAAUCAGAAUCUUCUCCGAGGUCUGCUGACACAGACAGGAAGUGACUCACAGACCAAUCAGGAAACAGUCCAGUACCUCAGGACAAAGAUCAGUGAGAAUGUGUCUGCAGAGAAAAGCAUCAAUCUGUUCCACUGUCUGAAUGAACUGAAUGACCGUUCUCUAGUGGAGCAGAUCCAACAGUCCCUGAAAUCAGGACGUCUCUCCACAGAUUAUUUAUCCCCUGCUCAGUGGUCAGCUCUGGUCUUCAUCUUGCUGUCUUCAGAAAAUGAUCUUGAUGUGUUUGACCUGAAGAAAUACUCUGCCUCAGAGGAGGCUCUUCUAAGGCUGCUGCCAGUGGUGAAAGCCUCAGACAAAGCUCUAUUAAGUGGAUGUAAUCUCUCAGAGAGAAGCUGUGGACCUCUGUCUUCAGUCCUCAGCUCCAAGUCCUCCAGUCUGAGAGAGCUGGACCUGAGUAACAAUGACCUGCAGGAUUCAGGCCUGGAGCUUCUGUCCUCUGGACUGGAGAGUACAUGCUGUGAAUUAGAAACUCUUAAGUUAAGUGCAUGUAGCUUAUCAGAGAGAAGUUGUGAAGCUCUGUCUUCAGUCCUCAGCUCCCAGUCCUCCAGCCUGAGAGAGCUGGACCUGAGUAACAACGACCUGCAGGAUUCAGGAGUGAGCCUUCUUUUUGCUGGACUGGCGAGUCCACACUGUAAACUGGCAACUUUCAGGUUGGGUGGAUGUCACCUGUCAGAGAGUAGCUGUGAAGCUCUGACUUUAAUCCUCAGCUCCCAGAUCUCCAGUCUGAGAAAGCUGGACCUGAGUAACAAUGACCUGCAGGAUUCAGGACUGCAGCGGCUGUCUACUGGACUGGAAAGUCCACAUUGUAUUCUUGAAAGUCUAAGUCUGUCAGGCUGUCUGAUCACAGAGGAAGGCUGUUCUUGUCUGGCCUCAGCUCUGAGAUCCAACCCCUCCCAUCUGAGAGAGUUGGACCUGAGCUACAAUCAUCCAGGAGAGUCUGGAAAAAAGUUGCUGUCUGUAGGACAGAAGGAUCCACUCUGGAGUCUGGACACACUCAGGAUGGACCACGGUGGAGAGCUGAGGUUAAAACCUGGUCUGAAGAAGUAUUUCUGUGAACUCGCACUGGACCCAAACACGGCACACAGAAAGCUGAAACUGUCUAAAAACAACAGGAAGGUGACACGUGUGGGAGAGAAUCAGUCAUAUCCUGAUCAUCCAGACAGAUUUGACUUCUCACCUCAGCUUCUGCAUAGAGAUGGUCUGACUGGUCGCUGUUACUGGGAGGUCAAGUGGAGAGGAAGUGUUGAUGUAUCAGUGAGUUACAGAAAAAUCAGAAGGAAAGGAGGCAGUGAUGACUGUCUGUUUGGACAUAAUGAUCAGUCCUGGAGACUUUUCUGCUCCCCUAAAGGUUUCUCUGUUCGUCACAAUAACAAACAAACAGACCUCCCUCUCUCCCAGUCCUUCUCCUCUGGUAGAGUAGCAGUGUAUGUGGACUAUGAUGCUGGCUCUUUGUCCUUCUACAGCGUCUCCUCUGACACUCUGACCCACCUCUACACCUUCAGCACCACAUUCACUGAACCUCUCUAUCCUGGGUUUGGGUUUAGAUGGGACUCCUCAGUGUCUCUGUGUUCUCUGUAGGAGGGAGAAUCUCCUCCUCUACACAACAAUUCUACACAACAAAGACUGACUGCUUUGUGUGUGAGCUUAUGCCCUUUGAGAGGACAUACAGUAACUUUAAAGGAACCUCAUUCAUUUUAGUAUCUGUCAUAGCUUGAUUCAAAACAGUUCCCACUGCUUCCACCCCACUCACUCACCACCGCCCAACCCUCCCCCUACUCUCUCUCACACCAAAACCUCACUUUA
Molecule: messenger RNA, 4528 nt
Organism: Cheilinus undulatus (humphead wrasse)
Lineage: Eukaryota; Metazoa; Chordata; Actinopteri; Labriformes; Labridae
Product: NACHT, LRR and PYD domains-containing protein 3-like
Exons: 16
Coding region: 821-4303 (1160 amino acids)
Molecular function (GO): protein binding
Source: RefSeq, a predicted model, not a curated record